Chroicocephalus ridibundus (black-headed gull) is the source of this 3777-nucleotide messenger RNA. RefSeq names its product E3 ubiquitin-protein ligase TRIM39-like. Bases 486 to 1922 code for a protein of 478 amino acids. The record is from RefSeq and is a predicted model, not a curated record. Gene Ontology annotation, cellular component: cytoplasm. Gene Ontology annotation, molecular function: protein binding; ubiquitin protein ligase activity; zinc ion binding. Lineage: Eukaryota; Metazoa; Chordata; Aves; Charadriiformes; Laridae. Gene Ontology annotation, biological process: protein ubiquitination. The transcript is spliced from 8 exons.
GUCGUCACUUCCGGCGGCGAGAGAAGGCGUAACUUCCGGCGCUGGAGCGGCGGAAUCAUGCUGCUGCCUUGACAUCGCUUCCCACCAAGAUGACAUCAUCACCUGAACAGAAUUGAGCUGUUUUCUCCCCAAAACAUCUUCAAGCCUAUGCCAUCACCUCAGCAUCGCUUCCCACCAAGAUGACAUCAUCACCUUGACAGAAUUGAGGUGUUUUCUCCCCAAAACCUAUUCAAACCCACACCACCACUUGAGCAUCGCUUCCUACAAAAAAACACAUCAUCAGCUUGACUGAAUUGAGCUGUUUUCUCCCCAAAACCUCUUUGAACUCACUCCGCCACCUGAACAUCGCAUCCCACUAAAACCAUGUUAUCACCUUGACCGAUUUAAGCUCUUUUCCUCCCAAAACCCCUUCCAACCCCCUCCCUCCCUCCACCCCCUCGUCUCCCUUCCCCCCUCCCCCCGCAAGGAAUUUUUUGGGGGCCGCCAUGGCGGGGGCCGACCCCCUGGAGACGCUGCACGUGGAAGCCAGCUGCUCGGUCUGCCUGGAAUACCUUCAGGACCCCGUCAUCAUCGAAUGCGGGCACAAUUUCUGCCGCCGCUGCAUCACCCGUUGGUGGGCCGACCUGGCUCGCGAUUUCCCUUGCCCCGUUUGCCGCAAAACCUCCCGUCACCGCUCCCUGCGCCCCAACCGCCAACUGGGCAACAUGGUGGAAGCCGCCCGGCAACUUCGCCGUGGCCUCAAGAGGAAAAUGGGCCAGGAAAGUCGCUGCCCGGCUCACGGCCAAGCCCUGGCACGGUUCUGUUGCGACGACCAAGCCCCUGUCUGCCUCCUCUGCGAGAUCUCCCACGCUCAUCGCACCCAUCGCCUCGUGCCCCUCGAGGAGGCCGCCCUGGAGUAUAAGGAGAAGCUGCAGCGCUGCCUGGAGCCGCUGGAGCGGAAGCUGGAGGCCGUCUCCGCCUGCCGAGCACGGGAGGAGAAGAAACCAAGUGAGCUGAAGAGGAAGGUGGCUCUGCGGCGGGAAUGCAUCACCCGGGAGUUCGAGGAGCUUCACCAGCUGCUGGAGGAAGAGGAGCGACUGCUGCUGCGGCGGCUGGAGGAGGAAGAGCGGGAGAUCCUGCAGCGGCUCCAGGCCAACCUGGAUCAGCUCGGGGAGCAGCGGCGGGGGCUGGCCACCCUCGUAGCCGAGCUGGAGGAGAAGUGUCUGCAGUCAGGUGCCGAGAUGCUCAAGAACAUCAGGGACACCCUGGCCAGGUGUGAGGCGGCGGCGGCUCUGGUGGAAGAACCAGUUUCCGUCCCCAUCGAACUGGAGAAAAACUUCUGCAGUUUUCCCCGGCAAUAUUUCACCCUCCGGAAGAUCACCCGGCGCCUCAUCGGCGAGGUGACGCUGGAUCCCGACACGGCUCAUCCCAACCUGGUUUUAUCGGAAGAUCGGAAAAGCGUGCGUUUCGUGGAAGUUCGCCCUCGGGAUUUACCCGACACCCCGCGGCGUUUCACCAUCUACCCCUGCGUUUUAGCGGCGCAGGGUUUUACCUCCGGUCGCCAUUACUGGGAGGUGGAAGUGGGCGAUAAAACCCACUGGGCUCUCGGUGUUUGUAAAGAUUCGGUGAGUCGAAAAGGGGAAUUAACGCCGUUACCGGAGACGGGAUAUUGGCGAGUACGGCUUUGGAACGGCGAUAAAUACGCGGCCACCACCAUCCCCUUCACCCCGCUGACGGUGCGGGUCAAACCCAAACGGGUCGGGGUUUUUGUGGACUACGAAGCUGGAAAAGUGGCUUUUUACAACGUCACCGAUCGCUCCCACAUUUACACUUUCACCGACACUUUUACCGAAAAGAUUUGGCCGCUCUUUUAUCCCGGUAUCCGCGCUGGCAGGAAAAAUGCAGCGCCUCUGGUUAUCCGCUCGCCUACGGAUUGGGAGUGAGGGGGGCGGAAAGAGCGGCGCCAGCGGGGGUUUGGCUCAGUGACAGCCAGCAGCACCGGGAUCCGGUGAUCCAGCACCACCGGGGUUUGGUGCUCUGACGUCUGACACCACAGGGAUCCGGGGAUCCGGCACUGCCGGGGUUUGGCUCUCCGACAUCUAGCACCACUGGGGUCUGGUGAUCCGGCGCUGUCAAGCUUUGACUCUCCGACAUCUGGCACAACUGGGAUCCGGGAAUCUGGCACUACUGAGGUCUGGCUCUCUGACAUCUGGCACCACCGGGAUCCGGUGAUCCGGCGUAGACAGGGUUUGGCUCUCCGGUGUCUGGCACUGAUGAGGUUUGGCUCUCCAGCCUCUGCACCUCCGGGAUCCAGUGAUCUGGCACCGCCAGGGUUUGGCUCUCUGACAUCCGGCACCACCGGGAUUUGGCUCUCCGGCGUCCGGCAUCGCUGGGGUUUGGCUCUUGGACAUCCAGCACCACCGGGCUCUGGCUCGCCGGCACCACCGGGGUUGGGCUCCCGGCACCGGCCAGUUCCAGCUCUGCGGCAGCGGGUGCAGGUGUGUGGCAGGGCUGUCCCCCCCGCGUGUCCCUCUGUCCCCCCCCGCGUGUCCCUGGCCCUGUGUGUGUCCUGGGUCCAGGCCCCUGCGUGUCCGUCUGUGUCCUGCAUGUCCACACGUCCACGUCCCUCUGUGUGCCCCCACAUAUCCCCACGUCUGUCCCUCCCUGUCACCCCUGUGUCAGUCCAUGUCCCUCUGCAUGUCCCCAUGUCCAUCUGUGUCCUUCUGCACAUCGUCAUGUCCACCCAUGUCCCUUUAUGUCCCUCUGUGUGUCCACACAUGUCCCCAUGUCCGCACGUGUCCCUUUAUGUCCCUGUGUCCCUCCGUGUCCCCCCAUGUCCCUUUACGUCCUUCUGUGCGUUCUGUGUCCCCAUGUCCCUCCCUGUCCCUUUAUGUCCCUCUGUGUGUCCUUCCGUCCACCCAUGUCCCUUUAUGUCCCUCUGUGUGUCCCUCCGUGUCCCCAUGUCCCCCCAUGUCCCUUUAUGUCCCUGUGUCCCUCCGUGUCCCCCCAUGUCCCCCCAUGUCCCUUUACGUCCUUCUGUGUGUCCCUCUGUGUCCCCAUGUCCCUUUAUGUCCCUGUGUCCCUCCGUGUCCACCCAUGUCCCUUUAUGUCCCUCUGUGUGUCCCUCCAUGUCCCCCCAUGUCCCUUUACGUCCUUCUGUGUGUCCCUCUGUGUCCCCAUGUCCCUCCCUGUCCCUUUAUGUCCCUCUGUGUGUCCCGCCGUCACUCCGUGUCCCUCCCCACGUUCCCUCCCCGUCCCCGCCCUCACCCUCCUCCCUGCCUCGCACACGCCUGCCACACGCCUCCUACAUGCCUCCACACGCCUCCCACACGCCUCCCACACGCCAUGGCCCCCUCGGGGCCACCGGAACGGGGCUCGCUGGCCCGUUUGGUGCGAGAAACAUCCUGCCCGGCCUGCGGGCAAGCACUGCGGGACCCUGUCCUCUUGGCCUGCAACCACAGCUGCUGCCGCCGCUGCCUGCCCCCUGCCUGUGCCGAGGACCCCCCCGGAACCCCCCCUGCUGCUUUCUCCUGCCCCCGCUGUCGCCAGCCCUGCACCCCCCGCCGCCUCCGUACCCCUGUGGCCUUGGCCGUGGAGAGUCGCAUCGCCCAGCGCCUGCUGCGGGGGGACCCCCCGCCCCCCCGCCGGACGCAGCGCCGCAGCCUGGGGGCCCAGCUCCGAGCCGACGCCGCCCCCCCGCGCCCCCCAUCCCCAGAGGAGUCACCCGGGGGGGGGAACACAGAGCCCCCCAAAAGUCACCACCCCUCGCUGGUGCCCCCCCAAUAAACGCCGUCACCC